AUGAUUUCUUGCGGCCCCACAAAGGCCAUGUAUUAUGCUUGGGCGGCGCUUCGGCAAGCCCUCGGACAACCAGCUAAGGACCCCCCUGCCCCCACCUCCGAUUUUUCCGUUCCAACUGACCUGAGUCGCAGCACAAACGCGACCCUUCAGCGAGUGUUCGUCGUCGACUCCGACGAACAAUGUUUCCUCACUGAGGGUGGAACAUUCAAGCAACCGCGGUUGUCUGGAUGCGAGUCGGCGAUUCUCCCCGUGGGAAUCCGCCCCCAGGGUACCUUUGACGGGAUGCGCGUCUGGGGCCUGGGCAAAAUCUUGGAGCACUGGACCUCGUCCUCUGACGAGUCCAAAGCUCCCAAAUUCGGAAAGCCAGAAGUGGUGACUACGAAAAAGGUUUCUUUCGAGGCCUUGGUUGGGAGAUGGUCGAUCCACCAAGUCCGGGCUUUCGAAGUGGGUGUCGGGGAUGAAGACAGUGAUACGUCAGCCACUGCUUUUCUCCCGUUGGCCGAGGCUGAUUUAAUUCAGCCCGGUGCCGAGACCCGCUUUCGGUGCGCUGCCGGAAGGCGCUGUCGGAUCUGUGGGGAAUGGUAUUUGACCUGUUACAUGGGAUCCUACCAACCCGCGCCUGAGAGACCAGGUUUCGAAUUGCGAUGGGAGCCGUACUCGUGCCGCAGUGAUCAUUGCAUGAAUGCGCUGGUUGACGGCACCACAGAGGACAUUGAAUACCCAGUUGGACCUAGUACUGCCGGUCCAUUGAGUCGUUGGAGUGAACGGCAGAGACAAUGGAAUAUGACGCAGGCGGAGGUCUUUCCGGAAGAACCCGAGGUUACUAUGGUCGAGCGGCACACCGAGUCUCAGUGUCUUGAGCCUAUCAUCCCGCCGGUUGAGACCGCUGAAGAUGCUGAGCAGUGGUUGCUUCCUCAGCCUCUUAAUUUGACGGUUCGGAAGGUUGGAGCUCCAGAACUAGGAGACGUCCCUGAAGAAGAUGCAGAGAAUUCUGAGGGAUCCGUCGCACCAUUGAUGGCUGGUAACAACUCGAUAGUUGAUUCGGCUCAAGAGACGGUCAUUCCAAGAAUGAAUGGGGAAAACCUGAAGUCAUUCUCUUGGGCUGAUGAUGAUGACGAGGAUUGGUAG
Messenger RNA from Sclerotinia borealis F-4128, 1128 nucleotides. NCBI's taxonomy places the organism in Eukaryota, Fungi, Ascomycota, Leotiomycetes, Helotiales, Sclerotiniaceae. The record is from the annotation of a GenBank genome assembly.